CAAAUAUCUUUUUUUUUGGUGGAAUCUGUAAGGCAUAUCUGAAACGUGUAAAAAUAUGCUUCACUCACAAAAACAUUUACUAGGUUCUUUUAAGAUUUAAAAUUAUUAACUAACCCACCAACCACACCAACCAAUUUUUAACCAACUCCUUCUCUUCUUCACUCUCAUGCUCUCCUCUUCACUUCACCUUCACCUUCACCUUCACCAUCUCAAUGUACCAUCCUCCCAAUAACCAAAUCAAACUCACAAACCUAACUUCCCAAUUCACCCCAAAAUGCCACUCACACCUACUCCAACAACUAAUUCUUCAACCAUAUUCCAAAUCCUACAAACACACCCCCCUAAAAUGUUCUUCCACACCUCCCCCCACUCCAAUAAAAACCAUAAUCACCCUCCUCCGUACAAUCCCAGACUGGGCAGACCAAAACCAAGAACGAGGAAUGCAAAAAAACAGAACACUCUACAACCACACAAACUGGGUCACACACCGUUCCUCUCUCCGUCACGUGCGUCACUUUUUCUCUAGCUUCUCCUCACGUGUCAUCCUCUCUUUAGUCCCUCCUGUUCUCUUCUUCACUUCUUUCGCCGCCGUCAUCGCCGCUUACAACUCCGCCGUCUGGUUCCAUUACUUGCCGGAGUUUUUUCCUGUACUAAGAGCUUCUUCGCUUCCUUAUCAACUUACUGCUCCUGCUCUUGCGUUGCUAUUGGUUUUCAGAACGGAGGCUUCUUAUUCGAGAUUUGUUGAAGGGAAGAAAGCUUGGACUGCUGUUAUUGCUGCUGCUAGUGAUUUUGCUAGACUUGUUAUGGCUACUGUUGAUGUCAGUGGGAAGGGUGAUUUUCAAGUUAAGAAGGAGCUUUUGAAUUAUAUCAUUGCUUUUCCUAUUGUUCUUAAGUGUCAUGUGUUGUAUGGUUCAGACGUUGAGAGAGAUCUUCAACAUUUGCUAGAAGUAGAUGAUAUAGCAUUGAUCAUGAAAUCGAAUCAUCGACCUCGCUGCACUAUUGAGUUUAUAUCGCAGAGCAUUCGGCUACUAAAAUUGGAGGAUUCUAGAAGAAGUAUCUUGGAAUCAAAGAUCACUUGUUUCCAUGAAGGAAUUGGCUUAUGUGAACAGCUUCUGGGUAUUCCGAUUCCGUUAUCAUAUACUCGCCUGACUUCAAGGUUUCUUGUCUUAUGGCAUCUGACGCUCCCUAUCAUACUUUGGGAUGAUUGUCAUUGGAUUGUCGUUCCUGCUACCUUUAUCAGUGCUGCCUCUUUGUUCUGCAUUGAAGAAGUUGGAGUUCUUAUAGAGGAUCCAUUUCCAAUGCUUGCGCUUAAUGAUCUCUGCCAAAAGGCCCAGAAAGACAUUCAAGAAGCAAUUGCAACCGAAAAUGUGAUUCAUGCACACCUUGUUGCAAAGCGAAACUACCACUCUAAAGAGCAUUCACCAAAUGGCUGGCCUAGUUCCUAAACAGAAGAGAAUUUUGCUUUGAAUAUCUUCUUCUACUUUUACUUAUGAGGUGGCUCUAUAUGUUGUACUUGUUUAGUGGUUAGGAAUUAUAUCAUGUAAUUAAUCAUGAUCAUUGUGCUACACUUGCACUAGCUUGACAAUUUCUUUAGGAAAUUGCCUCAAGUACAUCAAUAGUUCUUUAGGAGUAUAUUAUGCUAAUGUAGUGCAUCUGUAUAUAUCAUAAAUUCAUAAUCAUGUAAAUAUAAUCUCAUCAAUUCAGACCUUCAUUUUGAUGGUUUAUCAA
Messenger RNA from Medicago truncatula (barrel medic), 1728 nucleotides. Its product is annotated as UPF0187 protein At3g61320, chloroplastic. Lineage: Eukaryota; Viridiplantae; Streptophyta; Magnoliopsida; Fabales; Fabaceae. The coding region runs from base 213 to 1445 and encodes 410 amino acids. The transcript is spliced from 4 exons. Gene Ontology annotation, biological process: regulation of photosynthesis, light reaction. The record is from RefSeq and is a predicted model, not a curated record. Gene Ontology annotation, molecular function: voltage-gated chloride channel activity.